Molecule: messenger RNA, 303 nt
Organism: Prorocentrum cordatum
Lineage: Eukaryota; Dinophyceae; Prorocentrales; Prorocentraceae
Source: the annotation of a GenBank genome assembly
AUGCAGUCGAAAAAGAUGGUGAACACUGGUAACCAAAAGCUCUGGCGCAUCUUCGCGCGCGCAGCCAGGGCCACCGAACGCACCAGGCACGAGGCUAGGGUAGCAACCAACGGGAGCUUGUUGACGUGCAACAGGGUGGUCUCGUUCGCGAUCAACAGAACUAUCGCAGAUAUGGCCGCUACGGCGACAAAAGCGACCUCGUGGCGCGCUCUCUCAGACCAUGUCGCUGAAUUGAAGUCCGUGGUCGCGACAGCGUGUGUCGCCGCCAUGGUAUGCCGAGGGAGCAAGGAGCAGCGAGUGUAA